Funneliformis geosporum is the source of this 466-nucleotide messenger RNA. NCBI's taxonomy places the organism in Eukaryota, Fungi, Glomeromycota, Glomeromycetes, Glomerales, Glomeraceae. The record is from the annotation of a GenBank genome assembly.
AUGCAUAAUAAUACCUCAGUCUCGAACAAUAAUACUUCAGAAAACAUUCUCUUGAACAAUACUUUGGAAGACACACCUUUAACAUCCGAAAUUCCUCCAAUUCCUCCUUGUUUUGAAGGUUUAGAAGAACAGUGGGCUGAUCUCAAUAAAAACGGAAGAGACUUUCGAAAAGAAAUCUGGUUCAGGACACAUAUUGAUUUAUCAAGAAAGGAAAAGAUCACUCCCUUGGAACAUCUUGCCAACUUUUUUAGAAGAGCCUUACAAGAAGAAAGUUUGGACGAUUCACACGAAGAUCUACAGGAAGAAGAUCUGGACAACGAAGAUUUUAACUACCAAGACCAAACUGCUCUUAGAGCUAUGAAUAAUUUGAGCAAAAGGCGAAAAGCUCUUGUAAUCCGUGCUUUAAUUGAUAUUUCUUGCGCAACAGCAACUCAGUUAACUUCAAAUAUGUUUCCCCAAGUUCAAG